Molecule: messenger RNA, 2794 nt
Organism: Leptopilina heterotoma
Lineage: Eukaryota; Metazoa; Arthropoda; Insecta; Hymenoptera; Figitidae
Product: partitioning defective 3 homolog B-like
Exons: 5
Coding region: 397-2619 (740 amino acids)
Molecular function (GO): protein binding
Source: RefSeq, a predicted model, not a curated record
UAAGGGGGAGGAAGUCCUGCUGGCAGUGUACGCACAUCCUGUGAGACAGAACCGUAUAAUACGUCACGCUUCAAACCAAGUCUCUUCAGUUCCAAGACGUCUUUCUUACCGUCAACUGCUUUUUUACUUUUUUUUCAUUCCGUCUUUUUUUCUUUUUUUCUUUUAUUCGCUUAAUUCUUUUUGUUCAUCUUUCCUUGUUUUCUCCAAUUCGUAAUUACCAGUGCGACGAAAAUUUUACUAGUCGGAAAUUAGGAAAAAUGGGGAAAAUUAUUUGUUGAAAAUUGUGUACUUCAAAAAUAAGUGUUAAUAUUCUUCUAUUCUUAAAUUACUAGUUUAUUAUUUAUCAGUGCUUUUGACUCACAAGCAGGACAUUGACUUGACAGUAACUCGCACAUUAUGUGUAAUCCAAUGAAGAUGAAAUUUCAGCGGUUAUUCAAAUUUCGUCGCAGAUAUAAUCCAAGGACAUCGAGAUCUUUAGGCGAACUUUUAAAAUACCUGUCACCAGUUCGAUGGACUCGUCGUAAAUCGUCGAGUUCUGAAUCGGAGAGGAAUUGCUACAAUGUGCAAACAUCACAGGUGACAACUGAACGCACAUCGACCAAGAAGGACAAGAAAAAAAUACAGGAAGAACGAAGGAGAAUUUGCGAAAAACGAAAUCCCCUUCUCGAUAAAGUAAAAACGACACGACUGAGUUUUCUUCGCGAUCAGGAUUCCGAUGACGAUGAGAAUGUCGACGAGAGCAAUAAUAAAAAGGAAUUUCGCUCAAUGGGCGAGCUUAGUCGAAGAGGAUUAACGAGAAACGACAUUCGACGAUCGGUGUGUGAAACUGACUUGAAAGAGCUCACCGAGGAGGAGAAAACUCAAGCGAAAAGGAAGAAACGAUCGAAAUCCCACAGUCGUCUAACAACCAGGAAUCAUGCAGAUGAGCGGUUUGUACUGUUUAAUUUUAGAACAUCCACGCCCUACAAGGAAGAAACGCGGCCUGAGAAUUUUCUAGAAAGUCCCAAAUCUGGUCGCGGCUGGCGGAAAUCCAAUGCCGAGGAGAAAAAGAGCGAGAAUCUCCUCGACGAGGUCGAGAUGCCCAUUAGAGACGGAUUUGACAGUAUAACGCCUUCGAGUUGUCUCGCUGCCAAAUUUCGCGCCAUGCAAGACCGCUAUCUCAAGAGUUCGACCAGCAAACUAAUCGCUAAGAUCUACAAAAAGGACACCAAGGACCGUGACAGGAGGAGACUCCGAAGCUUCUCCUACGGGACUCUUCCCGGCCUGGAGGAACUACGAACGAAUCCUCUUUACGACGAUCAGGACCAGGAUGACAACGACUCCGGAAUUCUGGACAACGAUUCCGCAACCAGCUCCCUCUUGGACGACAGGUGCAGCAGCGGAGCGUCGGAAUUGCUAACGAGUUUGCUCAACGAGUCCUCUUCCUCCUCAUCGCCACCUCCACCUCCUCGACUCCCACCCCGAAGACCAUCAGCACCCAUCACUGACCUAGAAAAGAACCUUCGACUGUGCCAACAUGCUUCCAUUCUAGAAGCGAACCCUGUGAUUGUCAAGACUGACGCAGAAAAAACCACGAAACCAUUUGCUCACAAUGUCUGCCUGGGAAUCGAAAAGGAUCCCUUGAACAUAAUCAGCCACACUAAGGCCGAAGAGAAUCCAAAUUCGGAGAAUUUAGAGAAGAAUUCGAAAAAAUGGAAAACAGGCAGAGAAUUACCGGUCAUAAGAAGCAGGUCAUGCACUACAGAGACGAUAGUUGUCAAAUUGCCAAGGGAAACCGCCGAUCAAUGUUUGGGAAUAUUUAUAGCCAAGACAUCGGACUCGAAUCCUGGUUAUUUGGUGGCUCACGUGGUUCCCAACGGCCUCGCGGACAAGGAGGGAACUCUGAAAAUUGGCGAUGAAAUUUUAAUUGUCAAUGGGAAAAGACUGAGGGGCUUGACAAUGUCGGAGGCGAGGAAAAUUUUGGGCAAUGGCAAUGCUCCCGGAAUUGUUGACAUUGUUAUAUCGAGAUACAAUAAUGUGGAACAGCAACAACCGAGAAAGUUGAAGGAGAGCAGUGUGGAUUACGAGAACGUCAGCAUCGAGAAUGGGCAUGGUGUAAUUGUGGAAAAUUCACCCAAGUGUCAUUUUAGGAAACACAACUCGCGACAUAAUCGAGACAGGAAGAACGAGUCCAACAGGUCGAUAUCUUCAGAGAAAUCCUGCACGACACUCGACAGUGGUUCUCAGAGUAUUUCUAAUUUUUGCACUUUGCCAAGAAGACCGAGAAGUACUUUGUCCACAUUUUUGACUGUUGUUUUUGAAAAGGGGCAGGGAAAAAAAUCCCUGGGCUUCACUAUCGUUGGUGGACGGGAUAGUCCCAAAGGAAGCAUCGGCAUCUUCAUAAAAUCGGUUCUACCUGGUGGCCAGGCAGCCGAGGAUGGCCGAUUGAAAGCUGGGGAUGAAAUUUUGGCGGUCAAUGGCCAGGUUUGUCAUGACUUGACUCAUCGUGAAGCUGUUCAGCUUUUUCGCAAUAAUAAAAGCGGUCCAGUGGCUCUUCACUUGUGCAGAAGAUCCAAGCAACGAGAUUUGCAAGGUUCGAAAGCAAAAUCAUGUGCAGAUCUUCUACUCGUUGACACCUGAUUAAAUCAACGAGUAUAAAAAAAUUAACAAAAAGUGACGAACCCUUUUUAUAUAUAUAUAUAUAUAUUAUAUAUAUUCUACGAAGAUAACAAUAAUGUACAUAAUUUUCCUUUUUUUGUAAAUUUUGUAACAUAUUUUUGUGAAAAUAAAAGAAAUUAUUUAAUGUUUUCAUAAA